UUGAAAGCUUCAAUCAUGCAGUUUCUAUGAUAAAGCUAUUAUCUAUUUUCUCAUAAAACUUCAUCAACAAUGAUUACAUUAGAAGUUACUUCUUUCAAAGUAAAAGAAAAUACUCAUAAAACGAUUAAUCAAGAUGGACGUGACAUUACACCAAAACCUCUUGUUCAUCAUAAUUAUUCGAUUCUUUAUGAUAAAAAUAUGAUGUAUUUGGAUUCAAUCAUUUCGAGGCAGAAAAUUAACACUACAAAUCAUAUUAAAUUCUCAUCAAAAAAUGACAGAUCAAUUUUAUCGCUUAUAAACUCAACGUCAUUAUCUACAGGUAUUUUAGAUACUGAUGAUAUAGAAAAUUCCAUAUUUUGGUCAAAUCCAAACUCCAGAGUAGACAGUACUGAUCAAUUUCUGUUGUGUCUUCAUCGACCAGAAAGUUGCAGUCAUAAAAUUGAAAACGAAAGUUCUAAAUGCUCUUACUUGACAAAAAAAAAAAUAAUAUUGACGGAAUCAGAAACAACUUUCAUCUUCAAGUUAUUACAAUUAACAGAAGAUUGUAACACUUCUGACGACGCCGUAGUUAAAGAAGCAAAAAAACAGUCUCAAAAUCCUGAAACAAAAUUAGAAUUUAUUAGACCAGUUAUCGAUACUGCAACUCAAACAUUUGAAAUUCUCACUAAAUCGAGAUUUUCACAUUUGGCAAGUUUGAAAAUGAUCAAUCGUAAAAAUUUAACCAACAAUUGGAUAAUGCACGAUGCAUAUAAUACAACUAAAUUAGAAAGAAAAACAAACGGGUUACUAUAUGAAAAUAUAUCAAAAGGAAUCCCUCACUCUGAGAAAUUACAGAAUCGAUUGAAGUUUUUAAAAGUAUCAAAUAACUUAAAAAUUGAAGAAGAUCAAAUAACUCGUUUAUACAAAAAUUCAUCAUUUGCUGUAGCAGUGAGAGUGAUGGAACAAAUAAUAUGCAUUAAAUUGCAUUUAAGAGAUCAGAAAUAUUUUAAAGGAUUUAUCACAUCAAACCCAUAUGUUUCAAAGGUUACAUACAGUCUAAAGUAUCUUUGGAGUUACAUGCAUAUCAGUACUGUGGGUACAUCAAUAAACUGCAUUCGUUGGAAUCCCACCAAUUCUAAUCUCUUAGCAGUUAGUUACGGUCGACAAUUCUAUAAAUUAAGCGGUUAUCUCCUUAUUUGGAAUAUGAAACACCCUACUCAACCUGAACGAUUUUAUAAACUAGAUUUUGCAGUUUCGGAGAUUAACUGGAGUCAUAAGACACCAAAUCAAUUAGCUAUUGGGUGUUAUAAUGGAUCUCUUAGAAUUAUUGACAUAAGUAAAAGAAACUUGAUUACAUUAUAUAUCAUUCCUCAAAAAUGUUCAUUUACAUUUUCACGUAUCUGGCAAGUUCAAUGGUGGCUUGAUAAUGGUGACGAAUAUAUUUAUGCAAGCAGUGGAAACGGGAAGAUUUUUCGAUGUCAAGUUAACGAUGAUGCGGCUGUUACAGAAGUAAUGAGAAUAUCAAGAAUCGAUGAUUGUAAACUCGAUAUAAAACAGAAAAAUAAUUAUACUUCAAGAUUACUCAGUACGCCAGUGAGAAAUGAACCUGAAGCUAUUUUGUUACAACGACAUCCUAUUUUUAAUAAUAUAUACUUAGUUGGUUCCGACGAGGGAUAUAUUUAUAGGUGUUCAACAGUAUAUUCGAAUUGUUGUAUCAAUAGUUUUCUCGCUCAUGACGGCCCAAUUUGUAGUUUAGAAUACUCUCCAUUUCAUCCAAGAAUUUUUUUAACCACUGGAGCUGACUGGUGCAUUCGAAUUUGGGCUGAUGAUAUCAUGACACCCUUAAUAACAUUAUCAACUCAAAUGUCUCAUGUGAUCGCAGCUGCAUGGAGUCCUAAAAAUUCAACCAUAAUUGCUACUUGUGUCAAAAAUGAAAUAUGUAUUUGGGAUCUAAAACAAAGUAUACAAAAACCAAAAUCAAUAACAGCAUUAAAAAAUUUUCAAAAAUUAAUUUCAUUAAGUUUUACACCGGAUGGUAACCAAAUAGUGAUAGCUGAUAAUAGAGGAUUUAUUCAUGUGUAUAAUUGUGAAGGAAUACCUUUCAAACCAUUAAAUCAGACUGAAAUGUUAGUAGAAUCGAUAAAGAAAAAACUAAUGACCAAGCAAAAUUUACUGCAACAAUUCCAAAAACUUGAUAAAUUAUUUUGA
Messenger RNA from Chelonus insularis, 2187 nucleotides. RefSeq names its product WD repeat-containing protein 78-like. Lineage: Eukaryota; Metazoa; Arthropoda; Insecta; Hymenoptera; Braconidae. Gene Ontology annotation, biological process: cilium movement. Gene Ontology annotation, cellular component: axonemal dynein complex. Bases 70 to 2187 code for a protein of 705 amino acids. Gene Ontology annotation, molecular function: dynein heavy chain binding; dynein light chain binding. The record is from RefSeq and is a predicted model, not a curated record. The transcript is spliced from 4 exons.